CUCCCCGGUUGUCCAAUCGCUACGCACUCUCUACGCUCCAACUCUACCUCUACCUGACAGUCGCGGCCGCCAUGAAGUCCUCCGGCGCCCGCCUCCGCCUGCUCGUGGCGGCUCUGACCCUGCUCUUUGUGGCCUCCACCGCUCAAGCGCCUGGCCCAGCUCCCGUCAAGCCCCCCACCGUAGCUCCUACCCCCGCUCCCACUGUCGCGCCCCCGACCCCGGCUCCCGCUCCCGGCCCCGCACCGUCCCCCAGCGUCCCUGUCCCCGCACCGUCGGCCCCGGCGCCGUCCCCCAACGUCCCUGUCCCCGCCCCCGUGGCCCCGGCGCCGUCGCCUAAGGCGCCCACCCCGGCACCAGAGGCGCCCGAGGCACCCGCCUCCUCCCCUCCCGCUCCCCCUCCAGCCAGCCAGACGCCGACCGAGGCGCCGAGCCCGCCGUCCACCAGCGGGGCCGCUGGGCUCUGCUCUGCGGCCUGGGUCUCCGCGGCCGUGGCCGUCGCCACCGUUGCGUAUGCGUUCUAAGGCCUGGGUCUCCACCGCUGUGGCCGUCACCCUCGGCCGUGGCUUCCUCACCUAUUUCUCCGUCUCUCUCUAUUUAGAUUCCUCGUGUUAAUUUGUGGCCAUUCUUGUUUUCUUUAUGGCUUUUAUGGUUCUCCUUCUGCAUGCUUUUCUUGAAUUCUUCUUCUUCUUCUUCUUCUUUAGGCAACUUUGUAAGAGUGGCUUCCAAUUAACCAGUGGGUGUUUGUCGA
Messenger RNA from Musa acuminata AAA Group (dessert banana), 748 nucleotides. Its product is annotated as vegetative cell wall protein gp1-like. The coding region runs from base 72 to 521 and encodes 149 amino acids. NCBI's taxonomy places the organism in Eukaryota, Viridiplantae, Streptophyta, Magnoliopsida, Zingiberales, Musaceae. The record is from RefSeq and is a predicted model, not a curated record. The transcript has a single exon.